This is a messenger RNA of Exophiala aquamarina CBS 119918, 819 nucleotides long. RefSeq lists its product as uncharacterized. The coding region runs from base 1 to 819 and encodes 272 amino acids. The transcript has a single exon. The record is from RefSeq and is a predicted model, not a curated record. NCBI's taxonomy places the organism in Eukaryota, Fungi, Ascomycota, Eurotiomycetes, Chaetothyriales, Herpotrichiellaceae.
AUGGCAGGCCUAACACCCCUCCCACCAACUGUAACACACAGUACAACCCGGCUCACACACCGCGAAGCGCACACCUUCCUCUCCUCGUUCCUCUCGCGCGCCGAGAUCGACGCCGCUUACCGACCAGACAGCACGCUUACGGGGCGCGGCCCCCAGGCGCUAAGCGCAGGAAGCAGUCCAAACCUGACGCUGCACCAUCUCAAGCGGAUAUUGCUGGGCAUAGAGGGCAAGCGGGUCGGGAAGCAGGUCCUCGAGCAGGAGCAGGAGGGCGAGGGUACGUUUGAGGAAGGCGACUUCGGGCCGCGGAGGGGCACCAAGCGGGCGCGUGGGUAUGCUGGAGAUGAUGGUGAGGGCGGUCAUUCACGACGGUCACAGCCGUACACCAACGGUGAGGGCGGGUUCGAUAUCGAGGUCGAUACAAGGUACGAAGACGGGCCUGCGAUGGUUGCGCACCAACAUUUGAAUUCGUCCUCACCACAACUGCAGCGCGCAGACGACGGGGACCAGGACGACUGGCAGGAGAAAGAGACCUAUGAUCUCGCACAGUCGUCUGAAGGACUAGAACUCACAUACCAGGACCGGCAUCCCGGCGCUGACCUCGAGCAACCAGGCGACUCGGCGGAGGAGGAAGACUUGGUCGCUGUUGAGGACGAGCGGACUAGGGACCGGGUGGAUCCUAGAUCUAGUGGGCAACAGCCCGCGGUGAACAAGGAGGAGAGGAAGCGCCUGAAGAAGCUGAAGGCUCAGGCGGAGAAGUCUAAGCGAGAGGAGCAGCGGAAGGACAAGGGGAAGGGAAAAGAGAAAGCGACGAAAUUUUAA